Molecule: messenger RNA, 2116 nt
Organism: Brachypodium distachyon (stiff brome)
Lineage: Eukaryota; Viridiplantae; Streptophyta; Magnoliopsida; Poales; Poaceae
Product: ubiquitin-like-specific protease 1D
Exons: 14
Coding region: 108-1832 (574 amino acids)
Biological process (GO): proteolysis
Molecular function (GO): cysteine-type peptidase activity
Source: RefSeq, a predicted model, not a curated record
GUUUUCGGCCCCGCCCCCGGCACUGGACGCCUGGUCGAAAAACCCUCUCCCCUUCCGUUGGAUCGCCGGAAGCCUCCGCCAUCCGCCGCUGGGCGGAGACAAUAAUCAUGUCGGAGGGUCCUGUGCCCAUCGGCUGGCAACCCGCUGUUUCCCGUGGCUCUCCGCCGCCGCCGGUGGAACUCAUCGUUUCCUCCUCCUCCUCGCGCGUGACGCCGCGGCCCCCUACGGUGAUGCAGACGGACGAUAAUGACGCUUCCGGCGGCGGUGAUGGGGGAGCGGAGAAGUUCAAGGGAUUUACUGAUGAAGGCCUGGAGGAAAAGAUCCGUCGCAUGCGCAGUUCCAAGUUCAGUAUAGUCGAUGGCGGCGAGAAGCUUCGGAAGUUCGUCUGCCAGAUGGAGAAGGAGCUUGAUCGCCGCCGCGCAGCCGGGCCGAUGAAGGUCAACACAGGUCGAAGACAGGCGGUGAAGCCAUCCAGUAGGGAUGAUCCCUACGCCUUCAACAAUGAUGAUGAGCUCAAUGGGGGCAGUGUUGCUGGCAAAUACCAUUAUUCUGCUCCACCCAUAAAGAGAUCAGGCCAGGUUGCCGGAUUAGAACUAGGACAUUUUCUCCCAGGAAAACAAGACUGGAAAAGAGCAAGGAACGCAGUGAAUAGUGAACCAAAAAAUCGUACAGUUGGUCGCAAGAUUGCUGAUAAUGGACGUUUAAAUAUGGAUGGCAGGAAGUUAUGUUUGAAUACCUGUACCAACAAUCAACAGAAAAAUGACUCUAAUGAUGCAAAGAGCAUGUCUCGUAAAUGGGAAGAUGCCACUUUUGGGAGUUUGACCAAGAGGUUGGACUGUUCUCAGAAUUAUACCAGUGAAUUUGAGAGAUUAUCCAAUUGUAUUGAAAAAAAAGAACAGGAAAUAGUUUUCUUGGAUGACGAAGAAACUGAAUCUGCUAAAUCAGUUGAAGUUGAGAUGGAUAAUAAAAGGGAUGAGAUACCGAUCUACCAUCCUUCAAGAACUGAUCUGGAAAUUGAUGAUCUGGAAAUUGAUGAUCUGAGAUAUUCUGAGAUAAAAUGUCUUGAACCCGAAGAAUAUAUAAAUUCACCUGUUAUAAAUUAUUACAUCCAGUACUUAAAAAAUUCCAUACCUCGUGACGACUUGUUCAUCUUCACUACAUUUUUCUAUAGAAAAUUUGAAGAAGCACGAUUUAGCACGGACUCACAGUUUAGCAGGUUUAGAAGAUGGUGGAGAACUGUAGAUAUUUUCAAGAAAUCGUACAUAAUUUUGCCAAUUCAUGGACAGUCGCACUGGAGCUUGGUCAUUAUAUGCAUGCCCGCAAAGGAGACAGAAUCAGGGCCAAUAAUUCUUCACUUGGACUCUCUAGGACUACAUUCCAGUGAAGAGGUUUUUCAAGUGAUUGAGAGCUGCCUCAAAAAAGAAUGGAGCUACCUAAAGAAGGAUUCUUCUUACGAUAUACCCUUUUCUGCCAGAAUAUGGAGAAGCCUUUCAAAAAAUAUAGAUAAGCAAAUUGUUGAGGUGCCACGCCAGCAAAAUGAGUAUGACUGUGGUCUCUUUACGCUUUAUUACAUCCAGAAAUUUAUUCAAGAGGCACCCAAUAGAUUGACAAGACAGAACCUUCGCAUGCGCAUGUUUGGACGCGAGUGGUUCGAUCCUAAAGAAGCUUCGGGGCUGCGGGAGCGAAUACGAGCGCUCGUGCUUGAUGCAUUUCAGAGCAUUCCAUCAGAUGAUGGAAACCGAGGGUCAGGGGCCCAUUCCGAUGAUCACUCCGAGUGCCAUACGUCUGCGUCCCAUUCAAUCGUGGUACUUGACUCGAGCGAUGAAGAAUGAAAGGCGCCUUCUGUUUCCAACAGUUCAAAGAUCGUGUUGUAGGUUUUGCAUGAGAAUUUUUGCCAACCAAGGCUCUGAUGGCUGCAUAUCGGUUGUACAUACAGCCGCUGCUAACAGUUUAUUCCAUGUUGUUUUGGGGACGGUAAUUGUAAAAGAUGUUUGUACUCGUAGACUGUUAUAUUUUGGGUGCAGCAAAUGAUCCUUGUUGCACCCUUUUUGUCUUUAAAAAGGAAGUUUUUGCAGAAUGAAUAUUGCAGCAUAAACUGUGGGUUUCAAAUUUACAU